Cornus florida is the source of this 2588-nucleotide messenger RNA. RefSeq names its product dynamin-like protein ARC5. The coding region runs from base 77 to 2383 and encodes 768 amino acids. Gene Ontology annotation, cellular component: microtubule; cytoplasm; membrane. The transcript has 17 exons. The record is from RefSeq and is a predicted model, not a curated record. Gene Ontology annotation, molecular function: microtubule binding; GTP binding; GTPase activity. NCBI's taxonomy places the organism in Eukaryota, Viridiplantae, Streptophyta, Magnoliopsida, Cornales, Cornaceae.
AAAGCAUUGAACAGAACAGAAAACUCACUGCCUUACAAUAUACAACACUCUCCGUUUCAGCUCUGUAGAGAGAGAGAUGGAGAAGAGUGCGGAUGAGUCGUCAGUGGACACAAACCUAGAAAUGGAAGCCCAGUCGAGGCUUUACGAAGCGUACAACGAGCUUCACGGGCUGGCUCAGGAAUUCGAGACACCGUUCGACGCUCCGGCGGUGCUGGUGGUCGGCCACCAGACGGACGGCAAGAGCGCUCUGGUGGAGGCCCUCAUGGGCUUCCAAUUCAACCAUGUCGGCGGGGGCACCAAGACUCGCCGUCCCAUCACCCUCCACAUGAAGUACAACCCUCACUGCCACACCCCACUCUGUCACCUCCUCUCCGACUCCGACCCCACCGUCCCACAAGAAAAGUCUCUCCAAGAAAUCCAGGCAUACAUUGAAGCUGAAAACAUGAGGUUGGAGAGUGAACCUUGUCAAUUCUCUGCCAAGGAAAUAAUAAUUAAAGUAGAAUAUAAAUAUUGUCCAAACCUCACCAUCAUAGAUACUCCAGGACUUACUGCUCCUGCUCCAGGUCGAAAAAAUCGAACUUCACAGGUUCAAGCUCGUUCAGUGGAGUCCCUAGUACGAGCUAAAAUACAGCACAAAGAGUUUAUCAUAUUAUGCCUUGAAGAUUGCAAUGAUUGGAGCAAUGCAACGACUCGGAGGGUGGUAAUGCAAGUGGAUCCUGAUCUUUCAAGGACUGUGAUUGUCUCGACGAAGCUUGAUACCAAGAUACCUCAGUUUGCACGUCCUUCAGAUGUGGAAGUUUUUCUUUCACCACUUGCAUGUACACUUGAUGGAUUCAUGUUGGGUGACUCCCCCUUUUUUACAUCCGUGCCUUCUGGAAGAGUUGGUUCUGGACAUGAAUCUGUUUACAGAUCAAAUGAUGAGUUUAAGCAGGCUAUUUCUUUAAGAGAGAUGGAAGACAUAGCAUCUUUGGAGGAGAAGCUGGGUCGCCCACUGUCAAAGCAAGAAAGAAGCAGGAUAGGUGUAAGCAGCCUUAGGCUAUUCUUGGAGGAAUUGCUACAGAAAAGGUAUAUGGACAGUGUUCCAAUGAUCAUUCCACUUCUUGAAAAAGAGUACCGGAGCACAACAAGGAAGCUAAGUGAAAUAAAUCAGGAGCUCAGCACUUUGGAUGAAGUAAAACUAAAGGAGAAAGGAAGAGCUUUUCAUGAUCUGUUCCUGACCAAGUUGUCAUUGUUAUUGAAAGGGACAGUUGUUGCACCUCCAGAUAAAUUUGGGGAAACACUACAAGAUGAGAGGGGUAAUGGAGGGGCAUUUAUUGGUACCGACGGUCUUCAGUUUCCACAUAAGUUAAUUCCUAAUGCGGAGAUGCGUCUUUAUGGGGGUGCUCAAUAUCAUCGUGCAAUGGCUGAAUUUCGUUUUGUUGUUGGAGGAAUCAAAUGCCCCCCAAUCACACGGGAAGAAAUCGUAAAUGCAUGUGGAGUCGAAGAUAUUCAUGAUGGAACAAACUAUUCCAGGACGGCUUGCGUAAUUGCUGUUGCAAAGGCUCGUGAUACAUUUGAACCUUUUCUUCAUCAGUUGGGCUGCAGGCUCUUGCACAUCCUAAAGAGAUUGUUUCCCAUUUCUGUCUAUCUUCUUCAGAAAGAUGGUGAAUUUCUAAGUGGCCACGAGGUGUUUCUAAGACGUGUUGCCUCUGCCUUCAACAAUUUUGCAGAAUCCACUGAAAGAGCUUGCCGUGAAAAAUGUGUGGAGGAUUUAAUGAGCACCACCCGUUAUGUUACCUGGUCACUCCACAAUAAGAAUCGGGCUGGAUUACGUAAAUUCUUGGACUCGUUUGGGGGAACAGAACAAUCUACUAUAAGUGGUAAUUCUACAUCUGCUGGCCUUUCUCAGGAGUCAGCAUUUGGGUCACUGGCCAAUGACAAGCAGGACAUUAAGCCAAGGGCAGAUGUAAAACUCAGUCAUUUGUCCUCUGGCAUUGACUCGAGUGCGAAUAUUCAGACAACAGAGACAAGGCUGGCUGACCUUUUAGAUAGCACGCUUUGGAACAGGAGGCUUGCUCCUUCAUCUGAAAGGAUUGUAUAUGCUCUGGUACAACAGAUAUUCCAUGGCAUAAGAGAGUAUUUCUUGGCUUCUGCAGAAUUAAAGUUCAAUUGCUUUCUUCUAAUGCCGGUUGUGGACAAGUUGCCUGCACUCCUUCGGGAGGACUUAGAAUCUGCAUAUGAAGAUGACCUGGACAAUAUAUUUGACAUCACUAAUAUGCGAUAUUCACUGGGGCAGCAGAAGCGAGAAGCAGAGAUCGAGCUGAAACGGAUACAACGGCUUAAAGAGAAAUUCAGACAGAUUCACAAUCAGCUUAAUUUGCAUCAGGUCAUCUUGAGGACCUAGCUAAUGUAAAUCCCAUUGAGUGCUAUUUGAUUGGAAUUGUUUUUUUUUCUAAUCAUCUCAAGUACAGAUAAUGGUCAAAUGUGUGAGCUAUAAUUCUUUCCUUGUCCCUUUUUCAAACUCUCUAUUUUGUUAUUGUGAAAGAGAAAUUAUCGGUAGUCAAUUUUAUCUUAGUUUACAAAUAUAUUUAUACUUUCCGUUUCGUUUA